CAAGAAGCGUUCUCCUCAUUGCUCUUUAAAUGUGAAACGAAGACAGACUUGACGCUCAAAAAGCGCGUGAGCGCCCAAAGCAAACAAAACGAUGAGAAGAGGUUAACACAGGCGUAUUCAAAGCAAAACGUGUACGAGAAUAUCUGAAGAAGAGUUAAUUGCAAAAAUUGUCAAAUUUCAUUGAAAACAAUGGCGUCACGAUUCAGCAACGCGUUGCAGAUCGUAAACUUGGAUGAUUUCAUCACUCCAUCGCAGGAGUGCAUUAAACCUAUAGAAAUACAGUCAAGCAAAAGCAAGACAGGUUCAAAAAUAAAAAUACAAUCAGACGAUGAUGGUCUUUCAGUACUCAAUGAGAUGGGACAGUCGGAAAAACUGCAAAAAGUUGAAAUCACUCUGGCAGACUGUUUAGCUUGCAGUGGUUGCAUCACAUCUGCUGAGAGUGUGUUGAUCACUCAACAAAGUAGAGAAGAGAUACUCAGAGUGUUUCAGGAAAAGACAGAGCAGCAGAACAUAGGAAGCACAGAUUCCAAGUACAUAGUAGUGAGCUUGUCGGUUCAACCUGUGCUGUCGCUAGCACAUCGCUACGAGCUUUCGCCAGAGCAAACUCUCCGUAAACUGGCAGGCUUCUUCUAUCGACUCGGAGCUGACGCGGUGUUGGACAUGACUGCGGCGGAUGAUUUUGCUUUAUUGGAAGCUGCCAAAGAAUUUGUCGAACGUUACAAGGCCAAUAAAGAAGGAGCAAAGAAUCAAUUACCAAUGUUAUCUUCUUCGUGUCCAGGUUGGGUAUGUUACGCCGAGAAAACGCACGGAAGUUUCAUACUGCCGCAUAUAAGCGUCACCAAGUCGCCUCAGCAAAUAAUGGGAUCCUUGGUGAAGUAUCACUUAGCCGAGACAAUGGGCCUGUCGCCGGAACAGAUAUAUCACGUAACCGUGAUGCCUUGCUACGACAAGAAGCUGGAAGCUUCCAGAGAAGAUUUUUACAAUCAAGAGAAACAAACCAGAGACGUAGACUGCGUAAUAACGUCGAUCGAAUUGGAACAGAUGUUCAACGAGGACGGUUUAGUGUUGAACGAAGUAAUUGAAGGUGAAAUCAAACAGCCGUUUGGUUCUUACAACAAGAAACUGAAGAACAGAUUAUGGGGUCACAGUGGCUCGGGAUCGGGUGGUUACGCGGAUUUUAUUUUCCGUUACGCAGCGAGAAAUCUCUUCGACGAGGAAAAUGUUACCGUGAACUUCAAGCCUCUCAGAAAUCCUGAUUUUCAGGAGGCGGAGUUGAAAAGAAACGAUGAAGUGUUGUUGAGAUUUGCCGUUAUCAAUGGAUUUAAAAAUAUACAGAAUAUAGUGCAGAAGAUGAAAAGAAACAAAUGCGUUUACGACUACGUGGAAAUUAUGGCGUGUCCCUGUGGUUGUUUAAAUGGCGGAGCGCAGGUAAGGCCCGAAGGAAACAUACAGCCCCGAGAACUUGCCACGACGUUGGAAAACAUGUAUCGCGAGCUUCCGUUGAGCGAACCCGAGAAAAAUAAUGCGGUAACAAACUUGUACAAAACUUGGUUGGGAGGAGAACACACGGACAAAGUUGGCGCGUACUUCAGCACGCAGUAUCACGAAAUACAAAAACUGAAUACAGCGCUCGCGAUAAAAUGGUGAUAGAUAAGACACAUAGAUAAGAAAAAUGUAUACUUUUUGCGUUGAAAUAUAAAAUACUAGUUUCUCUAUUACAAAAUA
Messenger RNA from Pseudomyrmex gracilis, 1725 nucleotides. Its product is annotated as probable cytosolic Fe-S cluster assembly factor AGAP009023. Gene Ontology annotation, molecular function: 4 iron, 4 sulfur cluster binding. The record is from RefSeq and is a predicted model, not a curated record. The transcript has 8 exons. Gene Ontology annotation, biological process: iron-sulfur cluster assembly. Gene Ontology annotation, cellular component: cytosolic [4Fe-4S] assembly targeting complex. Lineage: Eukaryota; Metazoa; Arthropoda; Insecta; Hymenoptera; Formicidae. Bases 190 to 1647 code for a protein of 485 amino acids.